Messenger RNA from Tripterygium wilfordii, 1707 nucleotides. RefSeq names its product CBL-interacting serine/threonine-protein kinase 1. Gene Ontology annotation, molecular function: ATP binding; protein kinase activity. The coding region runs from base 76 to 1431 and encodes 451 amino acids. The transcript has 12 exons. NCBI's taxonomy places the organism in Eukaryota, Viridiplantae, Streptophyta, Magnoliopsida, Celastrales, Celastraceae. The record is from RefSeq and is a predicted model, not a curated record. Gene Ontology annotation, biological process: protein phosphorylation; signal transduction.
GCACCCGCACGCCAGGGGUAGAGAGCCAGAGCCAGAGCCAGAGCCAGAGCCAGAUCAGGGGGUUAUUCGAGUUGAAUGGUACUGCAAAGCCUGAUUGGAGCGUCGAACAAGAAGAAGAACAAGGAGGAGGAGGGAAUGCGACUGGGCAAGUAUGAGUUAGGGAGGACUCUGGGUGAAGGCAAUUUCGGAAAAGUCAAACUCGCCAAGGACACCCUCUCUGGCCAUCCAUUUGCCGUCAAGAUCCUCCUGAAGAACAAGAUCAUCAACCUCAAAAUCACCGAUCAGAUCAAGAGGGAGAUCGCCACAUUGAAGCUCAUUAAACAUCCCAACGUUGUCAGAUUGCACGAGGUCUUGGCAAGUAAGACCAAGAUUUAUAUGGUCCUGGAAUAUGUUACUGGAGGAGAGUUAUUUGACAGAAUUGCAUCUAAGGGUAAGCUCCAGGAAGCCCAAGGGAGGAAGCUCUUCCAACAGUUGAUCGAUGGUGUGAGUUAUUGUCACAAUAAAGGUGUUUUCCACAGAGAUCUAAAGCUAGAGAAUGUUCUGGUUGACUCUAAAGGAAACAUAAAGAUAACUGAUUUCGGGCUCAGUGCUUUGCCCCAGCAUUUCAGGGAUGAUGGCUUACUGCAUACAACAUGUGGAAGUCCCAACUAUGUUGCACCUGAAGUUCUUGCCAACAGAGGCUACGAUGGUGCCACCUCGGAUAUAUGGUCUUCUGGUGUUAUAUUGUAUGUAAUCCUCACAGGAUAUCUCCCUUUCGAUGACAGAAAUCUUGCAGUUCUCUAUCAAAAGAUAUUCAAGGGGGAUGCUCAGAUUCCGAAAUGGUUAUCGGCUGGGGCCCAAGACAUGAUAAAGAGGAUCCUUGAUCCAAAUCCCGUUACCCGGAUAACAAUGGCAGGUAUUAAAGCUGACAAAUGGUUCAAUCAAGACUAUGUUCCUGCUAAUUUUGAUGAUGACGAAGAAGAUAUUCACAUUGACGACGAAGCCUUCUCCAUGCAAGAUCAGCCAGCAGAAAUGGAGAAGAGUCCUGAUUCUCCUACCCUCAUCAAUGCUUUUCAGUUGAUCGGAAUGUCCUCGUGUUUAGAUCUCUCUGGUUUCUUUGAGAAAGAGGAUAUUUCUGAGAGGAAAAUCAGAUUUACGUCCAACCAUUCUGCAAAAGAUUUGCUCGAGAGGAUUGAGGAUAUUGUAACAGAGAUGGGAUUUGGAGUACAGAAAAAAAAUGGGAAGUUGAAGGUGAUGAGAGAGCACAAGGGGCAGAGAAACCUAGGUAGUCUUUCGGUUGCAGCAGAGGUUUUCGAGAUAAGCCCGUCAUUAUUUGUAGUGGAGCUAAGAAAAACAUAUGGAGAUUCUUCAGUGUAUAGACAAUUAUGUAAUAAACUAUCAAAUGAUUUAGGCGUUCCUUCAAACCAAGGGCUGCUGACGACAGAAGUGUGAUAGGCAGUUGCUCCUGGGGCACCAUGUAUGGUGUCUUUUUUGUUUAAAAGCUUAAUUCUUUUUCCCUCCUCUUUUUGCCACUCUUGAGGCAUUUGAGGAAGAAGUAGAUAUGUUACCAUAGCUAAUAUUAUAUUAGCUAGUAUUAAAUUUGUAAGUAAACAGAGUUAGCAGGCGGGGGGGGGCAUGAGAGCAACGAUAUGAUUGAUACUGUCUGCACAUAUUUCUGAAAUUUUAUUUAGUUAAUGCAAAUAUUGGGCAUUGUUUUGACUAGCGCAA